This is a messenger RNA of Trichoderma aggressivum f. europaeum, 3264 nucleotides long. RefSeq lists its product as uncharacterized. Gene Ontology annotation, molecular function: fatty acid synthase activity. The record is from RefSeq and is a predicted model, not a curated record. Gene Ontology annotation, biological process: secondary metabolite biosynthetic process; fatty acid biosynthetic process. The transcript is spliced from 5 exons. Lineage: Eukaryota; Fungi; Ascomycota; Sordariomycetes; Hypocreales; Hypocreaceae. Bases 1 to 3264 code for a protein of 1087 amino acids.
AUGGUGCAAAAGUGCGCCGCAUUAGCAAGCAGCAUGCUGGCAUGUAGAAUGCUGGCCUCAAUUGCAACAAAGGUUCUAUCUGGCGACCCUAUUGCAUACCAAGAUGUCACCAUUGCUUGCUAUAACAGUCCACAGGACAUUGUUCUGAGUGGUCCGGCAGCAUCGCUUGCCGCAUUUGCCUCAUACUGCAAGCGUGAGGGCACCAAGCACAAAGUUCUGCAAGUUCCCUACGGAUUCCACUCGUCUUUCUUGGAUCCAAUCUUGGAGGAACUGGCCAAGGCUUCUGCAGGGACGAGAGCAAAGGCGCCUCAAAUACCCGUCGGCUCGAGUUUGCUCGGUCGACUGUUGGAUUCAGAGACGCCCAUCAGCUCAGAUUACUUUGUCCGCCAUGCAAGGAGCCCGGUCAAAUUUUCGAGUCUCGUGUCGGAUAUGGAGCAUUGGUCUGUUGAUGACCCUCUCACAAUCCUGGAAAUUGGCCCAUCUGGAUCCACUGAAUCGAUGUUCAAGGCCGGGUUGAACAAUCGGUCUCUUACCUUUCUCCCUUCCCUCCGACCAACUCAAGGCACGUGGACAACGCUCGACCCAGCUCUUCAAAAGCUCUCCCAAAUCCAGUAUCCCAUCGACUGGCGAGUCGUCUACCACGGUACCUCUGCCAAGUUUCUCACAUCUCUUCCACGUUACGCUCUUAAUAAGUCCACGUAUUUCAUACCCUAUAAGUUUCCGCGGACUAUUACUUGGGGAGCCUGUGAGUGUGGUAAAGCAGAGCAACUUCAGGUGCCAAAUUAUGCUCUUCUAUCUCUACUUCCACAGCACCACGGUCCCGCCACCUCUACGGAAGCAAGGUUCACAACGACAGUGAAGCAAAUUAGUCGCUUCGUCAAAGCCCAUACAGUUGGCGGGUCUCAUCUCUGUCCAGCUUCCAUCUAUAUGGAAAUUGUACUUCAAGCCGCUGCACACCAACGCGCUUUGGACAAGGGCGAGGAUAUUUGCGUUUUUGACAAGGUUUCUUUUGAGCACCCUUUUGUUCUCACUGAGCAGAUCCAACAUACAGAUGGGAUAGAAACUCAGCUUGACACCGGGUUAUUUGACAAUGAUUGGGAGUUCACUUGUACAUCCAAGACAGAACGAGCUUAUUGCGGUGGGCAACUUCGAAGCCACCACACGUCUUCCCAAGUCACCACUGAUCUUCUCUGUCGAAAGACGGUCCAAGUGGAACGACUGAAGCGCUCUUUCGCUGCUUUAUCCGGGCAGUUCAUGCAGACUUUUUCUACGAGAACUAUUUGCAGCAUGCUUUUCCCCCGUGUGAUCGAAUGUAAAGAGCCCUACCUUACCCUGCGGCAUCUCUCAAUCAGCGACUCAGGUCUAGAAGGUCACGGAACGUUUGUAUUGGAGCCCCUGCAGUCAGAAUCUGGUGGUCGGUUUAUCGCGAACACACACGUUUCGCCAGAUAUGGCCUGCAUCUGUAUUAGUCUCGAGCAUGCCAUGGUAAGCAUCGUUAUGUCGAAGAUUUAUGGCAAAGAUCUGCAGGUAUACUGUUGUAUCGGAGACAUUGGCAAGUCUUUCAUUGCAGAUGCCUACGCAUUGGAUCCUCAAGGUAACCUCAUUGCUUAUGUCGAAGGCAUGUGCUUCAAAAAGAUCAAUCUCCAGUCGUUCAAGACCAUUCUGGCUCGUUCCACGACAACAGUUCCGAGUGGUAGGCCGGCAACACCAGCAUCCGUACCCAAGCCAACACUACGCGAGAAGAAUGUAAGCAUGCCAGAAAGCGUCAUUCAAAGCAACACAGGCGAGGAAAUGCAUGUCCGUAGCGCCAUCGUUUCCAUCAUUUAUGAUGUCUGCGGCCUUGAUCAUGAUCCUCCCUCUUCCAAAUCUCUAGAGGAGCUCGGCAUAGACAGUCUUCUACUUAUUGAGCUCAUUGAUACUCUUUGCAAAAAAAUUAGCAGAACAGAUUUCUCUAAGUUUCAUGUAGAAGAUUGCAAGACUAUCGAGGACCUUAUCACUGCCAUUGCUGAGGCUUCAGAAACAGGGGUAACAUCAACUGAAGCAACGCCAAUGCAGUACACAAAACUGUCGCCAGUGGUCUCAUCUUACGAUGAACGGGUAGCCAGCGCGCCCAACGGCCAAGAUAAUCUGGCCACGACCGUCAAGUCAGUUUUCAUGGAUGUCUGCGGCUUAGAUCCAACUGCAGAGAUGGGUCACAGGCUCUGCUUCCUUGGUGUCGAUUCGCUCAUGACAAUUGAACUGGCAGAUGCUCUCCGCACAAGAUUGAACAUAUAUAUUGAUCAUGGACAUGGAGAUAUCGCAGAGUUGACGUACCAGCAACUGGAGGAUUUAUGCAAGGCAUACGUCACUUCCGGUAAGCCUCCAUCAAGUAUCCCAGAAAGCAGUGAUGAGAUGGGCACUCCAUUCUCGACUCCUGAGGAUCAAGGCUCCAUCAUUGAGGAACCAGUUGCCGACACGGAAGAGAAAGCAACCUGCCCAUCCACACUUCUGUAUCAUGAUCCAACAGGGAGUGCCAGCUUGUACAUGUUUCAUGACGGAAGCGGCUUGUCAAAAAUGUACGCUCGGCUGGAUAAUAUGAAUCGUGAUGUAUACGGAAUCAGCAAUUUGAGCUUUCCGUCAUUUGUGCCUCGAAAUACUGGUGCUCGGACAAUGGAAGAGCUAGCAUCCUAUUACAUCAAGUCUACAGAUCUUGGAGCAAGGUCUGAUAUCAUCCUAGGCGGCUGGUCCUUUGGCGGAGUCUUGGCGUUCGAAGUCUCCCACCAGCUCCUGCACCAAGGCAUCAGGGUAAAAGGAGUCAUCUUGGUCGACUCGCCUGUCCCAAAAAGCCAUGAAGCGCUUCCUCGCCAAAUCAUAUCCUACAUAUUAAAUCAGCGGAGAAAUGGCAGCUUCAACAGCAAUAGGGUCUCAGCAAACUCAGAGGUAGCCAUGAGAGCCCGCGCCAGCAUUGAAAGCCAGUUUCGGCGUCACGCAGACAUGCUACAAUGCUAUAACCCGAAGAGAAAUCCACAUGGCGACGUUCCUUGCGUGAUAAUCAAGUGUGCAAGGAAUAUGGACACUAUGAGUCUGUGUGGCGUAGAGUACCCGUUUCUUGGUAACUCUGAAUCGAGGGACCAGUCGAACGGCGAGUGGGAGAACUUGACUAGCCAACGCAUUCCGGUUCUUGAUGUCAAUUGCAACCAUUUCGAAGUUUUUGAUGACGUUUUUGCUGCCCACACAUCGAGCCAGGUGGAGAUGGCAUGUAAGUUGUUGGAGAGCAGCAUUUAA